This is a messenger RNA of Entamoeba dispar SAW760, 1518 nucleotides long. RefSeq lists its product as uncharacterized. The transcript has a single exon. Bases 1 to 1518 code for a protein of 505 amino acids. Gene Ontology annotation, molecular function: protein phosphatase regulator activity; protein phosphatase binding. The record is from RefSeq and is a predicted model, not a curated record. Gene Ontology annotation, cellular component: nucleus; cytosol. NCBI's taxonomy places the organism in Eukaryota, Evosea, Mastigamoebida, Endamoebidae.
AUGAAUUAUUGGACAGGGAUGUUUCAAUUUCCACCCAUGCAAUCACCUAUUGACAUUCUUCUUGGAAAAGAAGAUUGUACAUUAGAAAAGUUAAUGAAUGACGAAGAUUUUAUUCAAGAACUUCGUUCAAAUAAUGAUCUUAUUGAAUUUUGUUCUGAGCCAUAUAACUUAAAAAGAAUUCUUCAAUACACAACUGAAGACUUUCCAGAAGAUGUGGACAAAAACCUUUGUUCAAAAUACCAUAUUAUUUGUUCAUCAAUGUUUGGGGAUGAACCAGUAAAAGUUGUAGAUGCUAUUGGAACUAAUCCAGAAUUAGUUAAUUAUCUUUUUGAUGCAUUAUUAAGUGAAAACGAAAAAAGAAUGAGUGCUGCAGGACAAGUUCUUAUGUCAUUAGUUCAAGUAGAUGGUUCUGUUGUUUAUGAUUUAUUUAUUGCAAAUGAAAAUAUUUUAGAAACAAUUAUGGCACAUCAAGACCUUACUGGAUUACUUGAAACAAUUCUUCAAAUAAUGAAAUUAGAAGAUAGUAAUGAAAAAACUGGAUAUAUUAAUUGGAUAUGUGAAAGAAAUUUCAUUUCAAGAAUGUUAGAAACAUUAAUGACAACUAAAUCAAUUGAUACUAUUGGAAAUAUUUCAUCAUUUAUUCAUAACGUUGUAUUAUGGAAAGUUUCAAGUGUUGAUUCACCAGCACUACAAUUCAUUACACGAUUUAAUAAUGAGCCAACUUUAAAAGAAUUUAUUAGAUAUGUUUUUGCAUCAGAUGAUGACUUCUUAGUAGAACAAUGUUUUAGAAUUAUUAGUAAUAUUCUUGCAUGUUCAACAGUCUUAACAUAUAGUGACUUAAAUAAUCUCCCAGGUAUAUUUAAGGCAUUAAUGCCACAUGUCUGUGAUUUUGAAAAAGUAUUUACUACAAGGAAGGUAGGUAGUAUUACAAAUAAUCUUGUUUAUAUUAUUCUUUCACUUGUAUUAAGUGGAUUCCAACAGGUAUAUGAUACUAUUGUUAAAGAAAAUGUACUUGGUUCAAUGAUGGAUAUUUUUUAUGGAGACCAUUUAUGUACAAUAGUAAGACAAACUAUUCAAAUGACUGUUUCAUCAAUUUUAAAUGGAAAAGUUAAUUGUUUAAAAUUAAGGUUAUUAGAUGGAGGAAAUUUGUUAACAAAGAUGGUCGAAAAAGAUAAAGAAGCCGUUGAAAUUAAAAACGUCAACAAUAUUGCACCAGAUUAUUGGUUAAUUGCUAAUCAAAUCAUGAUUAAUACACUUAAAUCAGUUGAAGAUAAAGAUGAAACAUCACCUGUUUAUGAAUUAGUUAUGGGUAACAACGAAUUUGUUAAUUAUGUUAAGGAGGUUGUUCUUCCAAGAGACGAAAUAGUUUCGGAUUAUUUUGUUAAACCAGGUGACCAACAAAAUGAUUCAGAUGAAUAUACUGAUGAUUCAAUUGGAUUCCAGGAAGACGAUGGAGAUUUUGAUGGCGGUGAUUAUGAAGAAGAUGAGGACGGAGUUAUCGACAGUUCUAAACAUUAA